GCCACUGGAGCCUCAGAGCCCACGAGGCCGCCAAGGGAGAGGAGGCCUGAAGCCCGUGGUGGGCACCAGCCAGCCAUGGCUGCAGCUGAGACCGCCCUGCCUUCCAUCAGCACGCUGACCGCCCUGGGCCCCUUCCCGGACACACAGGAGGACUUCCUCAAGUGGUGGCGCUCUGAGGAGGUGCAGGACUUGGGCCCAGGGCCCCCCGACCCCACCGGGCCGCCCCUCCACGUGAGGCCAGAGUCGGAGGACAUGCGCGGAGAGGACGAAGACGACGAGAGGGACGCGGCCACCGCCUGGGACCUGGAUCUCCUCCUCAACAACUUCCCGUGCGCAGAGCCCCAAACGUGCGCUCCAGCACCGGGGGAAACCCUCGGGGCGCAAUUCCCGCCGCCGCCGCCGCCGGAGACUCUGGGGGCGUACGCAAGUGGCCUGGGGCUGGUGGCUGGGCUCUUGGGUCCCGAGGAGCACCCGGGCUGGGCACGCCCGGCCCCGAGAGCCCCGGCCCCCGACGCCUUCAUGGGCCCAGCCCUGGUCCCGGCCCCCGAACCCAAGGGGCUGCCGCUGCAGCCGGUGUACCCGGGGCCGGGGGUGGGCUCCUCCGGCAGCUACUUCCCGCGGACCGAGCUUCCAGUGCCGACCGCGCCGGGGGCCCCGUACGGGCUGCUGCCCGGGUACCCCGCGCUGUACCCGGCGCCCCAGUACCAAGGGCACUUCCAGCUCUUCCGCGGGCUCCCGGCGCCCGCGCCCGGCCCCGCCGCGCCCCCCUCCUUCCUGAGUUGUCUGGGACCCGGGACGGCGGGUGCGGGACUCGGGGGGACCGCUGGAAACCCGAGAAGCACCCCGGAGGCGGUGCCAUCCAAGCGCAGCCGGCGCUCGUGGGCGCGCAAGAGGCAGGCGGCGCACACGUGCACGUACCCGGGCUGCGGCAAGAGCUACACCAAGAGCUCGCACCUGAAGGCGCAUCUGCGCACGCACACCGGGGAGAAGCCAUACGCCUGCACGUGGGACGGCUGCGGGUGGAGGUUCGCGCGCUCUGACGAGCUGACCCGCCACUACCGGAAGCACACCGGACAGCGCCCCUUCCGCUGCCAGCUCUGCCCCCGAGCUUUUUCGCGCUCCGAUCAUCUGGCCUUGCACAUGAAGCGUCACCUUUGAGCCUGGCACUUGGACUUUCCCGGGGACUGAGGAUGGAACAAGAGUGGAUCCACGCAGGGGGUUUUUCCCUGUGCUGGACCCUCGCCCAGACUCGCAGCCCCACAGAUCCACUGAAAUCAAGGCUGGCCCCCAGACAGACCUAGGGGAGCCUCCAACAGAAGUUCCCACACAUUUCCUCAGCCACAGGGAGCCACACGGAGACGUCCGAUGGUCACGCAGACCCAGGGAGACAGACCUCCAAGUAAACGGACUCGGAUGGACACUCUGACAUGUUGGACAGAGAGACCCUCAGAGAGCUGGACCCUUAAACCAGCUCACAGGCGGCCUGGGACAGCGGGAGGGCGUGUGGGGUGAGGCUUCCCAGAGACCCUGGGUCUAGGAGGGGGCUUCGCACCGUGACUUCUGAAGCUUGGCACAGUGGCUGGCAUCUGCUGCGAAUGGUUAUAAGGGUCCUGUAAAAAUGCUCCUCCCAGAUGAAAUUUCAGCGUUGGCCUGACUUUGUGGGUUUUGGGUGGUGGAAAUUGGGAGGAAGGUGUACCCCCAGAAGUGAUAUUGGGGAGCCAUACACACCCUCACACCCUCAUCUCCUAAACCUCAGUGACCCCCCUUGGGCAUUGCAAACCUUGCCACCCUCUCCGCCCCCCACCCCCCGCCAAGAUCAGGCUGCAUCGUCCUUGUUUCCUGCCUUGAACCUGUGGGGGAUGAGAAUUGGCCAGCCCAAAAUGUCUCUUUCUGGUUACGGACAAAAGACUCUGAAAGAAACUUUGACCUCCCCCCUAUAACUGCCUAAAAGGAUUUAAGAUGGGAGGCCUGUCCCCGGGACAGCCCGUCACCACAGAUAACUGGGUACCCUAGACUGUGAGCAUCCUCGCUGAGCCCACUCUGAUCAAAGUUCUGUUUACCAAACAUUUGCUUUUCCAUCUCCAUGUGAACUGCCUUCCUCCCCUUUGAAGCCCCAACCCCCGCCGCACACACCCUCCUUUUGUCUUUAGCUGAAGAUGGUAUUUAAGGUGGCAUCUUUGGCCAUUCUGGCGAGUUGCUCUGUUUUCCUGGGUCUCUCCCAUGUAUACACGUUAUAAAGCUUUGUUAGAUUUUCUCCUGUUAUUCUGUCUCAUGUCAAUUUAAUUCUUAGACCAACCAGAAGGCCCUAGAAGGUAGAGGAAUUGUCUUCCUCGCCUACAACCCCAGGGACAU
Molecule: messenger RNA, 2352 nt
Organism: Equus quagga
Lineage: Eukaryota; Metazoa; Chordata; Mammalia; Perissodactyla; Equidae
Gene: KLF1
Product: KLF transcription factor 1
Exons: 3
Coding region: 76-1158 (360 amino acids)
Biological process (GO): regulation of transcription by RNA polymerase II
Molecular function (GO): RNA polymerase II cis-regulatory region sequence-specific DNA binding; DNA-binding transcription factor activity, RNA polymerase II-specific
Source: RefSeq, a predicted model, not a curated record